AGCAGACCACAACUGAGACUUCCUUCAAUAUUUCUUUGCCUUUUUUUGCUGCAGCAGUAUUUGGUCAUUUCCUUCUCAGUUUCUCAGAAAAAAAAAAAAAAAAAUGGGGCUCAAAGGUAAAAUGAUUGGUCAAACUAACAUCCAUGGCCCUGCUGGAGAUGUGUUCCAUGAUGCCUUCAGCAAAAGACCACACCAUCUUGCCACCAUGACUCCUGAGAAAGUUCAAGGGUUUACUUUGCUUGGUGGUGAUCUUGGAACUGUUGGAUCCAAAAUCUGCUGGCACUAUACCCAUGACGGGAAAGAUAGGGUGGCAAAGCAGAUUAUUCAAGACAUAAAUGAAGAAAAGAAAUCAAUCGUAUUUAAGAUGAUUGAAGGAGAUCUCAUGGAGCUGUACAAGACCUUCACUAUCAUAUACCAUGUUGAUGUUCUUGGUGACAAAGAAAGUUUGAUUACAUGGACUCUCGACUAUGAGAAGCUGAAGGAAGAUACCCCACAUCCAGGAACCUUGCUCAACUUUUUCCUUCACAUGGUUGAAGACAUUGAAUCUCAUCACAUCAAAAAUGCUUGAACCAUCUAUAUAUAUAUAUAUAUAUAGACAUAUCUCUUCUAAGUAUUUAGCGUGUUUGAAGUUGCUAUGGUGUCUUCUAAAAUGGAUGCACGAAUAAAUGUGUGCUAUUAAGUGCUAUGUCAUUAUAAAGCUAAUGCUUGUUAGUUUCACAAGUAAUGUUUGUAAAAGUUGAACAACAUAAAUAAAUAUUAUUUGUGAGUAAUGAAUA
Coffea eugenioides is the source of this 776-nucleotide messenger RNA. RefSeq names its product kirola-like. The transcript is spliced from 2 exons. Bases 104 to 568 code for a protein of 154 amino acids. The record is from RefSeq and is a predicted model, not a curated record. Gene Ontology annotation, biological process: defense response. Lineage: Eukaryota; Viridiplantae; Streptophyta; Magnoliopsida; Gentianales; Rubiaceae.